Molecule: messenger RNA, 1591 nt
Organism: Panicum virgatum (switchgrass)
Lineage: Eukaryota; Viridiplantae; Streptophyta; Magnoliopsida; Poales; Poaceae
Product: probable GABA transporter 2
Exons: 5
Coding region: 71-1453 (460 amino acids)
Cellular component (GO): plasma membrane
Source: RefSeq, a predicted model, not a curated record
AAAGAUGCUGCAUUCAUCAUCACUGCCCGCAAAGUCCUGAGAUCGAAAGAAAUCUCGACACCAGCACGACAUGACGGUGAUCGCAGACCUCCCCAGCAGCGCGCCGCCGUCCUCCGACGUCGAGACCGCGGCCGCCGCCGACGCCGGCGCGGCCUUCGUGCUCGAGUCCAAGGGGACGUGGUGGCACGCGGGGUUCCACAUGACGACGGCGACCGUGGGCCCCGCGCUGCUGACGCUGCCGUACGCGCUCCGGGGCCUCGGGUGGCGGCUCGGCGUCGCGGCGCUCACGGCGCUCGCCGCCGUCACCUUCUACUGCUACCUCCUCGUGUCCAGGGUGCUCGACCGCUGCGAGGCCGCCGGCCGCCGCCACAUCCGCUUCCGCGAGCUCGCCGCCGACGUCCUCGGAUCCCAGUGGGCGUCCUACCUGGUCCUGGUCGUGCAAACCGCCAUCAACGCCGGGGUUACCAUUGGGAGCAUCCUGCUCGCCGCCGACUGCCUGCAGAUAAUAUACCUGCACGCCGCGCCACAUGGGCACCUGAAGCUCUACCAUUUCGUCAUCGUCGUCGCCGUGGUGGUGGCGCUCCUGUCACAGAUGCCGUCGCUGCACUCGCUGCGGUACAUCAACUUGGGCUCGCUCGUCGUCAGCGUCGGCUACACCACGCUUGUGUCGGCUGCUUGCAUUUGUGCAGGUUCGUCGAGUAAGGCUCCAACGAAAGAUUACUCUUUGAGCCCAUCCAAUUCCGCGAGGACCUUCAACGCGUUCCUCUCCAUCUCCAUCCUCGCCUCCGUUUUCGGCAACAGCAUUCUGCCUGAAAUCCAGGCCACGCUGGCGCCGCCGGCGUCGGGGAAGAUGGCCAAGGCGCUGGUGCUGUGCUACUCCGUGCUGUCGCUCACGUUCUACUUCCCGGCCAUCACCGGCUACUGGGCGUUCGGCAACCAGGUGCGCUCCAACGUGCUCAAGAGCCUCAUGCCAGACACGGGCCCCUGGCUCGCCCCGGAGUGGCUGCUCAUCCUCGCCGCCGUCCUCGUCCUCCUCCAGCUCAUCGCCAUCGCCCUGGUGUACUCGCAGGUGGCGUACGAGAUCAUCGAGACCAAGUCGGCGGACGUGGCGCGCGGGCGGUUCUCGAGGCGGAACCUGGCGCCACGGGUGGCGCUGCGGACGGCGUACGUCGCCGGGUGCGCGCUCGCGGCGGCGAUGCUGCCCUUCUUCGGCGAGAUCAUCGCCGUGGUGGGCGCCGUCGGGUACAUCCCGCUCGACGUCGUGAUCCCCGUCGUCAUGUACAACAUGGCCCCGCGCGGCGGCGGCGGGCGCCGGUCGCAGGCGGCCUACGCGGCCAACGUCGCCAUCAUGGUGGUCUUCGUCGGCCUCGGGGUGAUAGGCGCCGUGGCGUCGGUGCGGAAGCUCGCCAUCAACGCCGACCGGUUCAAGCUCUUCAGCAAUGGGAUCUCUUAGCAGGCCAUGUAUUUGUAUAUGGCCCUAGACCCCGGCCCAUCUGUGGAUCGUGUGGAAUUUCGGCCUCUCUCAGAAAUAGGAGCACAAUUAGCUGAUUAGCUUAAUUUAUUUGUGAAGUGAGGAGAUUUCUACUUUUAA